Ipomoea triloba (trilobed morning glory) is the source of this 2775-nucleotide messenger RNA. RefSeq names its product probable inactive receptor kinase At5g58300. Bases 589 to 2595 code for a protein of 668 amino acids. The transcript has 3 exons. The record is from RefSeq and is a predicted model, not a curated record. Gene Ontology annotation, biological process: protein phosphorylation. Lineage: Eukaryota; Viridiplantae; Streptophyta; Magnoliopsida; Solanales; Convolvulaceae. Gene Ontology annotation, molecular function: ATP binding; protein binding; protein kinase activity.
GAUCAUACUUCUUCUCUCCAACGUAGACUUUCUUCCUGAUCAUACAUAGUUCUCUCCAAAUCUGUAAAUGGGGCAUUGAGAUUCGCGUCACAUUUACAGCUUUCGUUUGCUUCACGCAGAAGCUGGACCAUUGGACCAGACAAAACAUUUUUUCUCUUCUCCAUUCUAAACCACCACCGGCUACUUCUCAGAGAGAAAGAGGAAAAAAGGUUUCUUGUCCCGCUGAAGAAUCUUUCUUUCUUUCUUUCUUUGGUUUUUCUUCUGAUUCCAAAGGGAGAAAAGAAACCAAAAUGCCGUUGGAAUGGGAAGUGAAGUUAGGGAAGAAAUGUAAAGCGCAAGACUCCGCCUUUUUCUCACUCUCUCCUCUCUACUAUUAAGCUCCCAUGGAUUCACCUCACCUUCUGUAUUAAAGAUCAUAUGUGCUAGCUGAGCUCACUCAUUGCUUGCCCCCUCUGCAUUUUCUUGCAUUCUUCCAAGGUGAUAAGAAUGACAAUGGUCAACAACUCAACGUUAAUCUCCUAUUGCUAGAAGAGUAAAUACAAGGAAUGUUGAAAGUGCUGUUCUGAAUCGUCCCGAAUUUGCUAAAGGAUGAAGCUGUAUACAUCUUUUUCUAUCGUUCCGCUCUUUUUAUGUGUGCUCCUCUUCCAAGAAGUUGUCUCGGACCUGAAGGCAGACAGACAAGCCCUUCUAGACUUUGCUUCUGCAACACCGCAUGGCAGGAGACUGAACUGGAGCAUGAAGGCCUCGAUCUGUACUUCUUGGGUUGGUGUCACUUGCAGUGCAGAUGGAACUCGUGUGGUUCAACUCCGGCUUCCUGGUGUUGGAUUUAGCGGUCCUAUACCAGAAAACACGAUAGGAAGACUGGAUGCGCUUACAACCCUCAGCCUGCGAUCCAAUCUUCUAAGCGGGAGUCUUCCAUCAGAUGUAUUGUCUCUUCCUUCACUGCAAAACAUCUAUCUCCAGCGUAAUAACUUUUCUGGGGAUAUUCCUUCCACUCUUUCUCCAGAGUUCAACUUCAUUGAUCUCUCCUUCAAUUCCUUCACAGGCAACAUUCCGGUCAAAGUUCAAAAUUUGACUCACCUUACUGGUUUGAACCUUGAAAAUAACUCUCUUACGGGAUCUAUACCUGAUCUCAACCUCCCAAAUCUUAAGCAAUUGAACUUGAGCAACAACCUUCUUAACGGCUCGAUUCCACCAUCACUUAAAAGGUUCCCUUCUUCAUCAUUUGGAGGAAAUUCUUUGCUAUGUGGGCCACCCUUGAAUCGAUGCCAUUCUAUUGCACCUUCACCUUCUCCUUCGCCUUCUCCAUCUCCUUCGCCUUUGCCUUCACCUUCACCUUCACCUUUACCAUCUCCCUCUCCCACGAAUUCCAAUUCCAAGCCACCACCUCGUUCACCAGGUCAGCUGCCAUUGUCACCAAAGGCUCCCGAAAACCAAAAAGCGAAGUCAAAGUUAAGUAGUGGAUCUAUCAUUGCCAUUGCUGCUGGAAGUACUGCAGCAAUCAUCUUUGGUUUCAUUCUCGUGAUGGCCCUAUGUUGUAUGAAGGGGUUUUAUACUAAAAAAGGUGCUACUACGGGAAAGAACCUUAAUGCAGAAAGAACUGCCCCGAAGGAGGAUUUUAGUAGCGGAACACAAGAUGCUGAAAAGAAUAAACUGAUUUUCUUCGACGGCUGUUCUCACAAUUUUGAUCUUGAAGAUUUACUAAGAGCCUCAGCAGAAGUACUUGGAAAAGGGAGUUAUGGAACAACGUAUAAGGCCAUACUGGAGGAGGGUGUCACAGUAGUCGUGAAGCGGCUAAAGGAAGUAGUGGUUGGCAAAAGAGAAUUCGAACAACAAAUGCAGACCAUUGGCACAUUAAGUCAUCACCCUAACGUUGUUGCUCUCCGUGCUUAUUACUACUCCAAGGAUGAGAAACUCCUGGUUCAUGAUUUUGUCGCUCGAGGCAGCUUGUCUGCUCUGAUGCAUGGGAACAGGGAAUCAAGAAUGGCACUCGAUUGGAAUACAAGGUUGAAGAUUGCAGUGGGAGCUGCAAGGGGCGUUGCCCACAUACACUCUGUUCCUGGCGCAAGGCUAACUCAUGGCAACAUAAAAUCUUCCAAUGUCCUCCUCACUCAAGACCUCAACGGAUGCAUAUCGGAUUUUGGCCUCACGCCACUCAUGGGCUUCACCACAAUCCCACCAAGAAGCGCAGGGUACCGAGCACCUGAGGUGAUUGAAACAAGGAAAUCCACCCAAAAAUCAGACGUUUACAGCCUCGGGGUUCUCCUACUCGAGCUGCUGACAGGAAAAGCGCCAGUGCAGUCAGCAGCGCAGGACGAGGUGGUGGAUUUGCCAAAAUGGGUUCAGUCCGUUGUUAGAGAGGAAUGGACUGCAGAGGUGUUUGAUGCAGAACUGAUCAACUAUCAUCAGAGCGUGGAAGACGAGAUGGUGCAGUUGCUUCAGGUUGCAAUGGCCUGUGUCGGAAAGGUGCCAGAAAUGAGGCCUAAGAUGGAUGAAGUUGUGAGGAUGAUUGAGGAAAUCCGGCAGCCGGAUUUCGACAACCGGCCAUCAUCUGAAGAUAACAAGUCCAGGAGCCCAAGCAGCUCUGCUGUAUGAUGGUCAUAGCUUUUUAUCAUUUCUGAUUUUCAGUCCAUUUUUAUGUCACCUUUUUAGGUUCAUCUCAAUUUUUUUAAAUCCUUUGUCUUUAGCUUCUUCCUUCUUUUUUUUUUUUUUUUUAAACCCCUUUUUUCAUGUAAUCUUAAUAUUUAUAUGAAAUGAAAAUGGUAUGUUUGAACA